This is a messenger RNA of Rotaria socialis, 675 nucleotides long. NCBI's taxonomy places the organism in Eukaryota, Metazoa, Rotifera, Eurotatoria, Philodinida, Philodinidae. The record is from the annotation of a GenBank genome assembly.
AUGUCCAUCAAAGCUGAGUUACAUUAUCAAUUGAAAGAAAUCGGCUACGAACUUGGUUCAUUCACAUCAAAAGAUACAUUAUCUGUCAUUCGAUUUCUUCAUUCCGUCGUAGUAACAGAACAAGGUAUUAAUGUUGCUAAACUAGACGAUCUUGAACUUCGAAAAAGCUUAAUUCAACAUAGCGUUAUUGUCGGACCUAUUACAAAUCAUACUCGUGCAAUUUAUCAACGUAAACUGCUCGAAGCAUUAACUAAUCAAACAACAGAAGGACAAGAUGAUGAGUUUGAAACCAACGAAAACAGUAUUCAAUAUUCAAAUAUCCCCCCGACGAAAGAAUCAUGUUCGACAUAUUCAUCAGAAAAUCCUUAUUUACAGGACUUUGAAAAUGUCGAAUCGAUGACUAUUCGACAUAAUUAUAAAGCUGCUUCAUCGUCGGCAAAGUCAUCGAAGCAAAAUACGUUUGAAGAAUCGAAUGAGAUACGAGCACGCAUUCCAACUAAAUCAAAUGCAAUUUUAAAGAACGAUAUGAUACCUAAAAAAUCUACGCACAAAUCUGAAAAUCAAGAUGAUAAUUUAAAAGUUGAAAAAAAAGGUACAGGCUCAUUUGUUUAUGUUGCUUUAACAAUUAUAGUCGCUUUAAUUGUUUGCUUUGCCUAUUUAUGGUUUGAAAAGUGA